Opisthorchis viverrini is the source of this 406-nucleotide messenger RNA. RefSeq lists its product as hypothetical. The annotation marks the transcript as partial. The transcript has 5 exons. Lineage: Eukaryota; Metazoa; Platyhelminthes; Trematoda; Opisthorchiida; Opisthorchiidae. The record is from RefSeq and is a predicted model, not a curated record.
AUGGAAGCAUGCGGAGAUGAUCCACAAGAAGAUGAUGAUGCAGCAGUUGAGAAAGUGGAUUCGUGUUACGAUCUGUGCAAUUACGAAGAGAAGAACCGUUGCCUCGUCGAAGGUGUACAGGCAGCGCUUGGUGCCCAGUUGCGGUUGGCAGGAGCAACUGGCCAGUCGAGUGUGGAGGAGCUGGUCCGUCUUGCCCGGGAGCUGACUGGGGAACCACUGACCAGGUUGCAGUCGCAGGAGAAGAGGAAUGGUUCAUCAGUGGAGGAACUGCAGACCAAAGUGGGCCAACUCGCCCAACAACUGGCAGCCAUGAAGACGGAAGUGCGGUGGCACGCUCGAACGAGCCGGUGUUACAAGUGUGGCAAGCCUGUCCCCGUACCCGAUCACUUGUAUGAAAUAAAACUUU